This is a messenger RNA of Gryllus bimaculatus (two-spotted cricket), 230 nucleotides long. NCBI's taxonomy places the organism in Eukaryota, Metazoa, Arthropoda, Insecta, Orthoptera, Gryllidae. The record is from the annotation of a GenBank genome assembly.
AUGCUCCGCGGAAGCCGCAAGUCACGGCGCGCCAGCUGUGGUCUGCGCAGCCAGAAGCCGUUGCGCGAAAGCCGCGCGUCACCUCGCGGCCGCUUCGUCCAGCUACGCGGCUUCCACGACGAACGCGGACAUUCAAAGCACACGCGCGGCCGCCAGUAUGUUAUUGCUGAUGCAUUGGACUGUGCCUGUGACCAUGCACAUAUUGAUCAUCUGGAUUGGUGAGUCAACUC